Molecule: messenger RNA, 2471 nt
Organism: Stylophora pistillata
Lineage: Eukaryota; Metazoa; Cnidaria; Anthozoa; Scleractinia; Pocilloporidae
Product: potassium voltage-gated channel protein Shaw-like
Biological process (GO): potassium ion transmembrane transport; protein homooligomerization; action potential
Cellular component (GO): membrane; voltage-gated potassium channel complex
Molecular function (GO): protein binding; delayed rectifier potassium channel activity
Source: RefSeq, a predicted model, not a curated record
AAACAGAUUGAGACAAAGCGAGGAAAAUUCUGACCGUUCUCGACAAAUUUGCGAUAGAGGAUCAUUCAUUUUCAGCCAAAUUUAUGCCAUAACUUUCAGCUAAAAGAAGGGAAAAUGUCUCCCCUAGAGAGGCGAGAUACGAUGAGGAUGGAAAGUCUUAGCGGUACGAGGCCGAUGAAGGAACUCCGCGAUAGAGUUGUUCUAAAUGUCGGUGGCAAGGUCUUUGAGCCUUAUAUCAGCACGCUGAAAAACAUACCAGAUAUUCCUCUGGCGAGAAUCUUAGAGAAUCGUUCAAAGUUAGACUAUGACCCUGAAUCGGGGGAAUAUUUUUUUGAUCGACAUCCGGCAGUUUUUCAACAGGUUUUGAACUAUCUACAGACGGGGAAACUUCAUUGUCCCCGCAAUAUCUGUGGUCCUCUAUUCGAACAGGAACUCGCUUAUUGGGGUUUGGACGAACAACAAAUGGAAUCUUGUUGCUGGCCGAAUUACACAAAACACAGGGAUGCUCAGGAAAACUUACAAGCAUUGGAUUUCAGGCCUAAAUACGAAAGUGCAAACGGCGAUAGAUCGAGGCAAAGGUUUUACAACGAUCCCACUCUAUCCUGGUGGCAAAGAAACCAGCCAAUCGUCUGGGAAAUUCUAGAUGACCCAUAUUCAUCUUCUACUGCAAAGGUGUUCGCCUGGGUUUCUCUGGGAUUCAUUGUCACUUCCAUCUUUACGAUCUGUCUGUGGACUGUUGAAUACUUUAAGGGAUUUAGAGAGGUCGCUGUGACGCAGAAUGUUACGCAGUCGACGAACACAACGCUCGGUCAAAAUUAUACAACAGUGACCAAAACAGAACUUGCCGGUUCUCAGACCCCAAUGGACGUGCUGACGAUAAUUGACUCGGUGUGCACAGGUUGGUUCACCUUGGAGUUCCUGUUGCGUUUGGCUUUCUGCCCUAGCAAGUUCCAAUUCGCCAAGAAGCUGCAAAACUGGAUUGAUCUUUUGGUGAUAAUUCCGCUAUAUCUACUCCUUGUGUUUGAACGCACUACCCUGAUUGAGGUCCUCAACACAACUCGCAUUGUUCGCAUCUUUCGGUUUUUCAAGCUUCUGUAUGACCUUCAGAUCCUGGGAAAGACAGUCAAAGCCAGCCGUCAUCAACUGGGUCUUCUCCUAAUCAUUCUGCUUAUCCCUGUCAUGAUUUUCUCCAGCCUUAUCUUGUACACCGAGAAGCAGUGGGGAACAGACAAGUCCCUGUCUCAGUUCCACAGCCUGCCCAAUGCAUUCUGGUGGGGUGUCAUCACCAUGACAACCGUAGGAUACGGUGAUAUUGUCCCAGCUUCGUUUGCGGGCAAGAUUGUGGGUGGCAUUGCUUCCAUUUGUGGCAUUAUCAUCCUGUCCACGUCCGCCUCUGUGAUCGGCAGUACCUUUUCGCUGUACUACAACCUGGCCCAAGCCCAACUGAAAAUCCCGCGGAAACAGCGUAACUUUGAGGUGGACUGCCAAAGCCUACCGACUGUCUUAGCCUGCAGGAUCAGCCAAACCGACUCCACAGUGAUCUCCAAUACAUCCGACAGUGGCUAACAACGAUCUCCAAAUCGCCCUCAGAUUUGUGAUCGAAAUAGUUUUGUGUUUGACGCAAACGCUCCUUCGUCUCCCAGAUCCUCUUGCGGGUGCCGGAGCUCCCUUGAUCCACCUAUCCCCUUAAAGCACGUAUCGUCACCGCGCCCAUCUGUUCCCCUCACGAGGAAAGCGAGUAUUAGAAGAGACAGUGUUCUUGGGUAGAUAGAUUUGACGAAUAACCUUGGGGACUGGUCAUUUUAUCGUCUGAGGGAGGGGGUCGUAAGAUUUUAGUUGAAUCACGAUAAAAUUUACCUUAUCCCCGUAUAUAGAUAUUUAUGGUUAUGACCCUCCCUCUCUCUAGCAGUCCCCGCUUGUAUACUCUGUUGGGACUGUAUAGUCCCCGCUUAUGUACCCUAUUGGCGACAACUGAUCCCCCCACGUUCCCACUGAAAUCUAAGUGAUUGCCAGAUGAAAGCAAUGUUUGACAAUUUAAGCUGGUACGAACCCAGGUAUCCAUCAAGCUAUCUAAGUGAUUGCCAGAUGAGAGCAAUGUUUGACAAGUUAAGUUGGUGCCAACCAGGAAUCCAUCAAGCUGGUGAACUUUGCGCAAAAGUUAUUUAGCUUAAUUUUUCCUCCCUAUGCAUGUCAUAUGCACUGAAUCUCAUUGCAAUCAGAGUUUAGCUCAGUGCUAAGACAGGCACUCACACUGUUUCACUUGAAAAUGAAUAUAAGAGAAACUCUUAAAAGGGGUUGAUGUUUCACUUAAUUGGGAGUCCUUAGCCUGAAAUUGCAAGAUUUUCGAGAUCGCAGUUGAAACGUAACAUGAAAAUUAAUAGGCGAGAGUUUUAAUCCAAUGUCAGUGGUUCGAAUCCCGUACAGGCCUGAAAUUUUUUUCAGGUCUGAUUUUCACUAUUGCUCAAAUAGUG